UUGCUGCUAAGCAACAUUAUUUAGCCAGGGAGAAAUCUAAACCAAAGAAUAGCAGUUACAAUAGCAGUUGAAGAUACUCUGCCCUGCGCUUAUUACUACACACUGUUUUGGCGGUCUGGUUCUUGUUUGAGCUGUCUGUAAGAUUUCAGUUCAUGGUGGCUGGAUGAGCAGCUGAAAUGCUACUGGCUGUGGAGGGAGGAGGUUUUUUCUCAUCAUCCGCAUCAGGAUACAGCCAUGGCCUUGCGCUUUUGCUACUCGGACGGAAAAGUGAAGAACAGCCUGUGAAGGCAUCGCCCUGGAACCACUAUCGACUAGUUGACCGAGAUGCUGGGCAGCUGGCUUCAGCGAAGGACGAUGUUCCUGGUAAAUGUGCUUCCUUUACCUGCUUUGGCUGCACACCUGCUAGGCUUGAGGGCGCAUCUCCUCCGAAAUUGAGCUCAAGUAACACGCCUCAGAAAUUAUCAAGUUCCACAAACGGGAACCGAAUAGCGAAUGGUUCCAUCAAUGGAAGUGGGAAAAAAGGUUGUCUUAAGAGUAACUCGAAAAGGGACUCUUCUGACCGUAGUUCUAUUGUAAGUGAUGGCGAGGAACCACGGGAGUCUCUGGAAGAGGUGCAAACUUUGAGAACUGGAAUGGAGCGGAGAAAAGUCCACUGGACUGACACAUGCGGGAAGGAACUUUUUGAGAUCAGAGAAUUUGAAACAAGCGAUGAAGGUCUGUCAGACGAUGAAGGGGAGAACGAUGGUUUCCGGAAAUGUGAGUGCGUGAUCCAGUAGCCCAGUCUCUCCAUGACGACAACGAUGCUUCAUGGCGUCCUGAAGCUCUCUGGUUGUUCUCAUAGACGCGGUGCUGGGUUCCUACUUUAGGCUUACAAUUUUGUCUGGGCUGACCUCUCCAUCCCCCACCUCUGUUAGUUUCUUUUGUUUUUCUUCCUCCUUGUUGGGUUCGGCCUGCCGAUCUACCAUAUGUAACUUCCCCAUUCUUUUUUUCCCCAGAGUGGCUCGCUGAUGUUGAUUUCUUGUUUCGGUUUUGGUUCGCCGUUGAAUGUUGAUAUAUAUACUGUGGAUGAAAGGUGUAGCUGAUCAAUUGACCUGUUAAUCACUUGCAUGUAUUGAUUCCAAGGAGGAAAGUGUUAAAUGUA
Messenger RNA from Lolium rigidum, 1141 nucleotides. RefSeq lists its product as uncharacterized. The coding region runs from base 177 to 776 and encodes 199 amino acids. The transcript has 3 exons. The record is from RefSeq and is a predicted model, not a curated record. NCBI's taxonomy places the organism in Eukaryota, Viridiplantae, Streptophyta, Magnoliopsida, Poales, Poaceae.